AUCUAUGAAUUUCUCCUUAUCGACCCACUUAUCACGCCCUUUUAUAUAGAACAUCAGUCCUCUCACCAACAGCUCAGCUCUGACUGUGCGCUUUUUUUUUUUCUUCCUACUUGUUGAAUAGCACCACCCUGCCCUCUGUGCGGAUUGCUCAGUGUUCAAGGUUCAGGAAGAUAACGAGAGGUGAGUGGCUGACGCAGGGCUUGUGUUAUGUUACCAGAGGAUCAUAUUACCAGAGACAGCAGGUUGGCUGAAACUGUAGCUGCGUCCGGAUCGCUGUGACUUAAAGCAAAACAAGAACUGGGACUAAUAAAAAAGGAGUUUUAAAAGAAGAUUACUACUUCGCGUUGUUGGAGGAAGAGAGUUACCAUGGGUGAGAAGCCACAACAGUCGCUGCUGUUGAUUUUGCUGUGUUUGUCGGGACUUGUGCCCCGCUCCGCUGCCUUUGUGUUUUGGACAGCCUUGGUGGAAACACACUAUUCUCUCAGCAACAAUGACACCAUGGCAAAAUACUGCGAGUGUGGGAUUUACGGCCGUAGCUCUCCUCUGGAAAAAGCCUCGGGCUUAGUGGUUCUUCCCAAAGGGGAUCCCACCGGCUGUGGCUCAGGAGCGAUAUACGGCCAGAUCUCCAACUCCACUGACUGGAUCGCGCUGGUGAAAAGGGGCAACUGCACCUUCAGCGAGAAGAUCAACGCUGCCCAUCGCCAGGGAGCAGCCGGGGUGGUUGUGUACAACGUGGAUGGCAGUGGAAACGGCACCACUCACAUGUCCCACUCUGACGCAAAGGAGACUGUGGCCAUCAUGAUUGGCAACAUUCAGGGCACAGAGAUCGCCAGGUCAGUGAAAAACGGGACCGUUGUCCGAAUGUUCAUUAAUGUGGGCAGUCCCCACGGGCCGUGGAUGGACACGUACUGGCUGUACUUUCUUUCCCUUGCCUUCUUCAUCGUGACAGCCGCCUCCAUUGCCUACUUCGUGUUCAUCUCGGCAAACCGUCUGUACAGCCUGGGUCGGCACAGGCGCGCUGAGAAGAGGCUGAAGUCGGAGGCCAAAAAGGCCAUCGGGCGCCUGGAGGUGCGCACGCUGAAACGAGGGGACAAGCUCACCGACUCCGACUCCGUGUGUGCCAUCUGCAUUGAGUCGUACAAGGUGGGCGAGGUGGUGACGGUGCUAACCUGCGACCACAUCUUCCACAAAACCUGCAUCGAACCCUGGCUGCUGGAGAGGAGGACCUGCCCCAUGUGCAAGUGUGACAUCCUGAAGGCCCUGGGAGUCGAGGAAGACGUCAAAGUCGACGUGUCACCGAGUUCUCCACCAGAGGUCACUGUGAUCACGGUGGCAGGAGCAGACACCCUGUAUGAUGUCCCACUGAACGCGCCCAUGAGCCCCGAAGCAGAGCAACAGCAGCAUCACUAUGACAACCGGGCCUUUGAGGAGGACUCAGAGGCUGCUAGAGGAUGAACAGCAGCGGGAACAAAACAACGAACAAUAACAACUCUAAACCCUUCAUGCUGAGCCAGGACAAGCGGACGCAAGGUUCUGAUCAGACAAAACGAUCUCCCAAUCCAGACAUAUGUUGAAAUAAAAUUAAAACAACUCGAAUAAUUCAAGUUAAGAAUGAACUGUUUGUAAUUAAGUUUCUGUCAUCUUAUUAUCUUGGUUAGAAUGCGAUGGAUUUUUAGCAGAUUUGUCUUUAGACGAUGAAGGAAACCAGCAAGUUUCAGAGUGACACCAGAGUCACUUUUCCGUUUUGCAUAGCCAGCGCAGACGGCACUGUUGAUGGACUGAAAGUGCAGGAGGGGGAUUUGAAUAUCUGUAUGCUGCUGGGGCCAAAUUUCUUCCUGUAGCUCAAGUCACUCUCUGUAGCUUUUCACAGAUUCCUUAAGAGGAAAUCAAAUGUCUGUUCAUCAACGACAAUUUAGAUGAUUCCACUUUCUUUCUGUCUCUGUGUUAAAACUGGAUUGAAUUUUUCCAUUUUCAUUUGAGCUGCAGGGCUUUUUUUUUUCUUUUUCGCACACACACGCCCUCAAGACCACACCUUUAACUGGAACAACAGGAAGGUUCACGUUGUACGGCCAUGACCGAAUAAAAUCACCUGAAGGACUGUGCAGCUUUAGAAACUCUCUUGCUGGAACUGGCUUAUCCAUUAUAUGGCAGUGAAAUGAAUGUCAUUGAGACUUCUGAUGAAUUUGUAAAAUUGUUUUCUUGGACAGUGGGGACAUAAUGCAUUACUGUUCUUUCAAUUAUGUAUAUUUAGAUCUCUUUGAAAUGUAUAAAGUUAUUUUUGUUAAUAUGAUAAGAUGAUGCAAACUGUUUGUGUAGUCUUCCACGUCUAAAGAACAGAUUUCCAAGGACAAAUCCUCUGUCUUCCUGGUUUUCAUUUGACUUUUUAGAGCUUUAUUUUGGUUCAUCUGGUCUACCUCUCAUUGAGCUGUUAUAUGGUUAACUUAAAGGAUAUUUUAUAAAUCCAACAUUAGGCAUGUUUCGCUGUAAGUGAUGGAUCUGUUUUCUUCCUUAAACUGGUAAGGAUGUGCUGAAAAUGGUACCUAAUAGCCCUUUUCUAUUGCUGAUUUAUUUCCAUCGGUGUUUUACAGAUUCCAGGAGUCUUAAAUUGAAUCUUAAAAAAAAUAAAUAUAUAUAUUACUUCUGUAUUAAA
Molecule: messenger RNA, 2650 nt
Organism: Fundulus heteroclitus (mummichog)
Lineage: Eukaryota; Metazoa; Chordata; Actinopteri; Cyprinodontiformes; Fundulidae
Product: E3 ubiquitin-protein ligase RNF128
Exons: 1
Coding region: 367-1455 (362 amino acids)
Cellular component (GO): cytoplasm; nucleoplasm
Source: RefSeq, a predicted model, not a curated record